UGGAGUGAACACAUCCAUUUUCGCUAUUGAACCAAAGUUUUUGAAGUCUCUUUUCUCCCCUCGCACGCACACGUUCGACUCGCUCGUUUCCCGCGUGAACAUUUGCUUUUUCUAUGUCCUUACUUUCUGGCAUUCAAGUUCGUACAGGAUUAUUCCAUGUGUACUUGUGUGACUGUGCAUUCAUUAUCGUAGGCGACAAAGUGAAACGGUGACAUCUUGUUUCGUUGUUGACGAUAGAACUGAAAUUUCGAAUUUCAGCACAAACAAAAAUUGAGAAAAAAAAGGAAAGAAAAAAUCAAACGAUUAUUGGAAGACACUUUUGCAUCAACAAAUGGUGCUCUCGGUGUUACUUAACGCGGGUGCCGUCCCUCUCUCUUUCGACGAACAGAAUCAUUACCAUCCGACCACGUCCGUUGCGUCCAUUCCGUCCGCCGCCGGCCAUUAUUCGUCAACCACUUCUUCAUCGCCAGCUAAUCCCGAAUACGUGCACUAUCUCGAAGAAUUGGUUGGUGAGUUGAGUGGGGUGUUUGCCACUUUUAUUCAUCAAAAUCCACCACCGUCUUCCCCAACGUCCCGUACCGACAUGUAUCACCAGAGGGCCAACACCUGCAGAUCCUCCCCAUCAGGUUUAUUACCAGACGUGAUUCCCAAACUCGGCACAUCAGAGAAGUGGAGCUGCUCAACACCUCCGUCGUCGGCUGAAGAUUUGCGGGUGCGGCGCGGAAUGGCGCCGAUGCGCUUCCGGCUGGAUAGCGUCGGCUCUUCGGUGCCUUCUGCCACAUCGUCGGCCGUGUCGACGCCUAGCAGCGCUGCAUCCUUUUUCUCAUCUUCGGCCGCGACGUCGCCGAUGCCUUUCGACCUCCUGCCCAGCCCGACGACAUCUUCGUCGACCGUCAGCUUCUUCGCAGACUAUCCGCCGCUCUCUUCCGACAUUUCCGAACACCUCCAGCGGACCACUGAUCUCGACGCGUCGCUACCAGUCGACGCUCCAGAUGCUGAUACCUCCGCCGCCGAUUGGCGCCAAGUCGGUCGAGACCUUCGCGGCAUUGCCGACCAUUUCGCCUCCACCCGUCGAUCACAGAACUCGACUGGGACGGGAUGUCAGCAGUGGUCGCUGCUUUCUGCAGCCCUGUCCAGCCCCUUGGUCUCUGCCGGACCCCUGGUGUCUGCCUUGGCCGUCUACCUUUGGUGGAAGCUGGUCAGACGUCUGAGUGCGUGAAUAGUCCACUGGGUUCAACGAGCGUCGUCCGCACGGCCAAUUGUUUCCGGGCUCGCUUUCGCUCCAUUGUCUUUCACGUCAACUCUGUAUGUCUCUGUGUGUGUGUGGAGUGUGAGAGAACCCUCCCCCCGCCUUUCCCGAUUCUGCCCCGUUUCUUGAUUUAUCUUUCCACUUGUUUAUUUUUUUUUUUUUGCGCUAGUGACUGUUUGAUUCAUUUCCCGCCGCCACCUACAGAAGUUCAACCGCUUUAGUUUUUUUUUUCUCUUUUUCGACUGAUUUAUUAUUUGUUCUUGUCUCUAGCAUUCCCACUUUAACCAUCUUUACUGCGUGUAUUAAAAAAACAAAACAAACUUAUUCCUUUUCUUUCGUCUUCCAAGUCUUUUGUUUAUUUUUUUUUUUUUUUUCUUACGCACAUCCCAAAGUUCUCGCGGAGUUUACGCAUCGACUCCCUUCGGCUUUUUCACGUCUGAUCUCACAGAAUAGUUUUCGAUAUGAGAAAGAAGAACGAUUUAUUGUAUGUAACAUGUACACAACGAUCAGUAAGCAGGACAAAAAAAAACAACAGAAAAACAAAAAAAAAAAAGUUAUUUCACGAUUCAGCCAGAAAUCAAUUUCGCGAAUUUAGUUUAAUAUUCUCUUAUAUCGCCCCAUCCCCUCCCGAUUUUUUUGGUUUUUUUUUCUAGUCUUUGAGUUUCGUUUAAUUUUUUUUUCUCUAUUCUAUUGCUUGUAAUAACAUAACGAUUUGCAUAUCCAUUUUUUUUUCACACUCGUAUGGGUGCUGUUGGUUUCACUUCUCUACCCAAUCUCAUAUUUUUCGGAUCCACCACCACUUUUUUUUUUUUUUUUUUUUUAGUUUUUUUCUCACGUCUUUUCUUUUGAUAUCCAUUGAAAAUGAUCUCUUGACCUCUAAUCAAAAAAGAAAAAAUAAUAAGGAAAAAACAGACAAUACGACCGACUUGUUUUCACGUGUUACGUUGUUGGUUUUUUUCUUUUGUGAAGAGGUUGUGCGUGCGAGUUUGUUUUUUGUUUUCUAACGAUUGCGUGUGGUGUUGCAUCUCUUCUCCCAUCCUCUCUCGUGUACAUAUUAUGAUAGCCCAUUUUUGUUUUAUCGCUCAUCGUGUGUGUUUGUUUUGCCACCCUCUCUCCAUCAAAUCUCGCCCACAACUCGGCAUUUCUUUCAAUCGCUAGCGCCGAGUUGUGAGCGGCGUUUCAACAGGCUACCCGCCAGUCUUUCAAUAACUGGACAGAGUGUGAGAUCUAAAAACAAAACUUCAAAUAAGAAAUUGGCAUUUUUUUUUAAAUAAUCGAAAAUCGAUUGAAUCGAUCGUCUAUUUUUUUCUUCUGAGUUUUGUUUACAUUUCAAGUUUUCCCACCUGCUUCGUCUUUCUCAUUAGAUUUGUGCUCUUUUUGAACAGCAUAACCAUUUAUUGCGUUUUUUUCAUACACACAUAUGCAUAAAAGAGAAUUAAUUACGUCGAUGGGAGCCGACUGUGUCGCAUAAAUUACGACCAUCGCUCUUCAAUGUACAUUGAAAUACAAACGAAAA
Molecule: messenger RNA, 2765 nt
Organism: Daphnia carinata
Lineage: Eukaryota; Metazoa; Arthropoda; Branchiopoda; Diplostraca; Daphniidae
Exons: 3
Coding region: 332-1219 (295 amino acids)
Source: RefSeq, a predicted model, not a curated record